This is a messenger RNA of Liolophura sinensis, 6350 nucleotides long. Its product is annotated as zinc finger protein 687a-like. NCBI's taxonomy places the organism in Eukaryota, Metazoa, Mollusca, Polyplacophora, Chitonida, Chitonidae. Bases 725 to 6109 code for a protein of 1794 amino acids. The record is from RefSeq and is a predicted model, not a curated record. The transcript is spliced from 4 exons.
UCCCACUAAUGGGUGCGGAAGUUUUCUGUGUUCUCCAUAACUCGGUUCCUUGUGGUAUGGUAAGCACAAUGCAUACAUCUAGUACAAGAAGCCGGGUACUGGAGAGUUUGUAUUUUUAACGCUAAAGAGAAGCUGCAUUUUGUGGCAUGCACCGUUUUCUAACAUUGCUCCAAAAAAUCCAAACCAAGGUAAAGCUACCGUUUCUCUGUCAUCUGAUUGCAAUAGGUUGUAUGAUCAUAGUUCAAUUAAAUUAAACGUUGAGGUCUAUUUUCAACAGUUUCUAAUGCUUUGCGGACUGAAGUUGGCCAUUAAAUCCAAAACAGUGAUUUCUGAUGUGGACUGAGAAGAGAUGGGUCUUUUCAAUCACUCCUGAAUGGUAAUAAAGGUCCUGUUCUCUUUAAUGCACACCAGAAAUUGGCGUGAGCAAGCGUUUCAAAGUGGAUUUAAAUGCCCACUACGUUCCGCAAAGUGCCUUGCGGAAAGGACCUACCAGGCUUUUUAAUUCAAGAAUUAAACAUUGAGUGAGAUUCCUGCUUUGUAAGGUUGGAGUGUGUGUGACACAAAGGAGACUACAUUUGGUGACUACAGACCAAACGAGGCAAGAAGAAGUACAUAUGCACAUAUAGCUGGAGAACCAAGAAUCAGAGCUACUUGAGAUAAGUGCACGGGGAUGUAACAUUUGAAGAUACUUCCAGACAGGGUUAUUUCUACGCCUUCAGUGGACAUGGCAACUCCUGUACAGCCGAAAGACACAGCUUCUGAGCCAUGUGGUGAGGAUACUUCUUCACUCCAGCCAGCAGCGGAAACAUUAGGCACACCAUCUGAUGGGCAACAGGAUGUGCUUUCAGACUUCAUUGAUGGCCAAACUUCAGUAUCAUUGGCUGAGGCAUCCAUAUCACCAUAUUUCACAAUCCCUCUGUCAACAGAAAGUACAGCUUGUGUGUCAUCCGAAAAUACAACUGUGACACAGGAUAAUGCAGUGGCUGUGUUACUUGAUCAUUCAGUCCCUGCUGGUCCUGAACAAAUAACUACUCCUGUAGAAAACAAGACUAGUGCACCACCAGAUGACCCAGUCGCUGCUUUAAUAAUGGCAACGUCUUCAACACCUUAUAAUUCCACUACUGCCCCACAAGCAAGGACAACCUCUAUACUACCAGAUCAUUCACUUGAUGCUUCUGCGAACAAGGCAACUUUUUCAGCAGUGGCUGCUGCUCCAGAUAAGACUACUUACCCACCACCCGAUACUUUGGCAGCAUCUUUAGAUAAUGCUACAGAGAAGGGGAAUACAUGUGUUAUGCCGCACGAGGAUAUAUCGCAUAUUUCCGUAGAAAAAUCUUCUCAGGACAAGGAAAUUUCGGUAAUGCAAGCCUCCCAAGACGGUACGAUGGAGCAUACAAUGACUACUCUGCUUGCCAAUGAAAAUUCUGCACCACCAGUGACACUGCCUGUUCCUGUUGAUAGGUCAUCUCCUGCUUCAUCAGAUUACCAAAUGCCUGCUGCUCUAGAUAAGCCAACUUUUACGCAAACAGUUCAAACGAUGGCUGCUCCUUCAGUUAAGGAAAGUGCUCCACUGUCAGAUGUAAUGUCUGCCCGUGGAGAUGAAGGAACUCCUGAACUAUCAGAAAAGCAAACUCCUUCAUAUCAAGCAACUCCUGUCCCAUCAGCUUAUACGUUGCCACCUCCAGCAGUCAGUACGAUUUUUUCAGCAUCAUUUCUGAAGCCUGCAUUUGUGCGUGAAGAAAGUCAUGUUUCAUCAUCACCAGAUAUGACAGUGGUGACAGCACUUACUGAAACAAAGACUGAUUGCCUUGAUAAGGCAUUAAGUUCACCACUUGCGGAUACAAGUCCUUUAACAUCAGAUAAUGGGUAUUCUGUACUGGUUGAUGUUUCAGCGCCUCAGGAUGUGGAAACACUCUCAGCAACUGAUGAAGCAAAACCUUCUGCUCCAGAAUCUCUUUCUGUAGGUGAUCAAGCAUAUUCACCCUUAGCUACACUCGAUGAGACAUCUCCUAUGCAAGCAAAUACAUCUGCACCUCCAGAGAAGUCAACUGAGGCGUCAAACCUUGAUUAUCCAGACAAUCUCACAACUUCUUGUUCAGCUAAGAUAGCUGUUGCACUGGGUGGUAAAGGGCUUGUUUCGCUCUGUACGGAAACUCCAGCAUUACCAGGCGACACAUUACCUGGUCCAUCAGAUACAACACCUGCUAUUUCAGAUGCGACAGAUGUCACACCACCAGAUGAGACAGAUGUCAUCCGACCAGAUGAGACAGAUGUUACACGGCCAGAUGAGACAUAUGCCACACCACCAGAUGAGACAGAUGUCACACCACCAGAUGAGACAGAUGUCACACGACCAGAUAAGACAGAUGUCACACCAUCAGAUGAGACGCAUGUCACACGACCAGAUAAGACAGAUGUCACACGACCAGAUAAGACAGAUGUCACACCAUCAGAUGAGACACAUUUCACACCACCAGGUGAGACAGAUGUCACAACACCAGAUGAAACUUAUGUCAUACCACCAGAUGAGACAACGCAGGCUAGUCAUAACAUAACAGGAAUAAUUCUGGACAAGGUAUCUUCGCAUCAACAGGACCAUGCUCUUGUAAAGGAGGUCUUACCUGUGAAUCUUACUGGUGCAAAACCAGAGAUUUCACCUCCCAUUUGUAAACCCACUGUGUCACUUGAUUCUUCACCAAAACAAGUAGAAAUGGGUAUUUCAGCAACAUCUGUCACCGCCACAAGACCACUGUCUGCUACACCACCUGGGGAAGCAUCGUAUGCACCUAUAGCCAGUAUGGCCCGGAUGCUAACUGGCGGUGUAUCAGCUGUGAAAAGCUCCUCCCAACCACAGCCAUCAUCUUCUGUUUCAGGACAAUUGAUAUCUGCUACAGCCUGUCUGCCCCAAGCACAGCCAGUCAAUAGAAUUUGUGCCCCAUUAGACAAGGCUUCUUCGAGGGAGCCAGUUAUUGAUGCAUUAAAGCAGAAGGAUAGGUCAGCAGUGACACUUUGUUCUCUAACAGGAAUCAAACGUGUGCCCUCUGAGUUAAUUGCGGAAGAGGCAGUCCAUUUAGAUAAACCGGUCAUUGUUUUAGAUGAGUCUGGUAUUUCUAGGGACUCAGUUAAUGGUGGUGCUAAUCGGCACCGUAUUGAAAACUUCCUUGCGGAAUCACGAGCCGUUAGGCUUGACCCAGAUGAUUCAAAUGUAGAAAUGGAGAACUCUGAGGAAAAUAAUCUGGUUAGGUCCAUUUUCUGUUUAUCAAAGCCAGCUGAACCAGUACCUCAGACCAGUCUAGGUAGUGGACAUUCUUCUAACGUAGUGUACAGCGUGCCGUCUGAAGCUGAAAGACAGGAAGAAAUGCUGGCUAUGCGAAGGGAUUGCGUUGUAGAUCCAACUUGUGUGAUACCAAAUUCUUCACUGAGAGCUUUGCCAGAACCAGACCGUGGGCUUAACAGCAAUGCCAGUCUGGUCAAAACUAAGACAUUUGAAAAACCUAGUGCGCCUAUUGCCAUAAAGAAAGAACCUCAAGACACUAGUGAAACAUCUGCAUCUGUAUUGGACAGUGAUGCAGAGAGCUCCAUUAUUCCCAAUUAUCACGUCCAGAAUGACAACACCACACUCACUAGACCCAGUAAUGAUGUAUCAUCAAACUCCGUUCUGUUCACAGAUAUGGCAACAGGAAUGGAAAUCAGUGGUAACUCGGCCUCUGUCACAGAUAAUAAUGCCAGUCAGGCAUCUGAUAAGGGAACCACCACGACCAGCGCCCUGCCUUCACUGUUUCAAAGCAAGUUCUCAACUCUUCGGGAGCAGCAGUUAGAUUGUUUGUCUAAAACAGAUAGUACAUCACCCUACACACCACCUGCUGUGCCAGAAAAGCUUAAAGAUAAAUUUUCAGGCUCUACCUUCAAAUGUAUUGGUUGUGAAGACUCGUUCUUAUUCGCAAGCAGUUUAGAAUUUCAUUUAAAUAGAAAAAGCAUGCAAAUAGUUUGCAAACACGAACGUUGUCAGGCAGAGGUAAAAGUUUUCACUAACAGGUGUGCAUUCGCCUCACAUUUGAAAACACACGGCACAAGAGCAGAGAAUGUCGACUUCACCGUGUCUGCUGCAAGUUCCGAAAUGUUGGAUAAGUUUCCAGACAUGGUGAGGUUAUGUGAUUCAAAGUCAGCUGAUGGCAUGGGCUUUUCUGCUCAUUGGAAGUGUAUGGAGUGUGAUUUGCUGUUACCUAGUGCCGAAGCCUUGGCUUCUCAUUUUGUACCAAAGACAGACAGUGGACUAGAAGGGGGAGAAUGUGAAACCUGUAAAAAACAUUUUUGGACGAAGUGUUCCCUAUCGGCACAUGGCCGCACGCACUCUCGUGAAAAACCUUACAUUUGUCCCGAAUGUGGCCAACAGUUUCUGGGCACAUGGGAUGCUUUUUCAAACCAUCUUGGCCUAAAAUGCUUUCACACAUGUCGCACGUCUACAUUCAAAUGUCCCAGAUGUAAUCUUAGUUUAGCUUCUUGUGAUGAGAUGGUCGAACACCUGAUAUCUCAUAAGGAAACUUAUUUCAAGUGCCCAAACUGUCCCAUGGCGUUUAAGACUCAUUCGUCACUGUUGAGUCACGUGCAGUCUGCACAUAUUGCCCAAACGGUGUGCGAUACCUUUAUUUUCAAAUGCGCUGUUUGCGAUACAGUCUUCCGCAGUGAGAACCAGAUGGUGGGACACACAAAUGCCCACGUGAUUGAGCACAACAAAAUUCCAAAGUGUUCAUUUGCGUGUUGGUUUUGUAAGCAGUUGUGUGAUGAAAAGCAGCUUUUAGAAAAACACUUAAGUUCUGCUCACAAUGUUGUACCCUCUCCAAUUAUAUGUGAUCUUUGUGGUGAGCACCUAAAGUCAAUAGAAUCCUUUUUUAGGCAUCUGGAGAGACAUGAAGAAAUGGAUCUCCCGAUUUGCGUUGUUGAUCAAUCGGAGAUUAUAAGUGGCCCUCCCGAGGAACUGGCGAAAUCCCUGAAGAAAAAGAAGAAUAGCGUCAAAAAAGUGAAAUCGCCGACGAGGAUGGCUAAACCAGGUGUACGGAUGUUCCACUGCAGCGUGUGUGAGUUCCACUGUAUCAAAUCAUGCGUUGCUGAAGUCCACGCUCACAUCAUUAAACAUCGUCAGGAAGGCAUCUUCCUUUGUCCAAUUUGCUACACCGCCAAAUUAGAUGAUCUAACGGAUCUUCGACGUCACCAGUUUCUGUGCAGAAAGAAGAAAAAUAGUUCAAAAGGUUCGCCUAAAUCAAUGAAGGACAGCUUGAUGUGUUGUAAAUGUGAUAAAACAUUCUAUACCGAUGAAGACUUGGAAAAUCACAUGCUAAGCGAGCAUGCAAUGGGUCCACAGUUCCCCUGUCAUUUGUGUGGACUGACGUACGACACCCGUAACAACCUGCAACAACACAUUCAGGUUAUUCAUGAAGGCAAGAAGAACGUUUACCUGUGCUGGAUUUGUCAGAGCAAAAACAUUAAGCGGACAUUUACCAUAGCGCCAAAGCUGACAAAGCAUUUGAUUACAAAACACCGAGUCCCGAGAAACACCAUCGAUCCUGAGAAGUUCCCUCGUUUGUUACCGGGAUUGGAUGAUAAAGACAUGGUCGUACCGGGAUCGUCCAAAAGAUCCGGCGGUAUAGACACAAACAAAGCUCCAAUUAAACGUCUAAAAGUUGUUGGUGACGUGGUUUUCAAUUGCGCAAAGUGCAAGUUUUCCUCCGAGGAUAAAGACGAAUUUAAAACUCACAUUAAGGAACACAAGACAGAGACUGACUCUAAGCAGUGCCCGGAAUGUGGACUCUGUUUCUCUGUGCUACCGUCUUUAAAGAAACAUUUGAUCAUGGUUCACAAAAUAGAGGAUGUAAACAAAUAUGUUGAAGCCAGUAGCAUAAAUGAGACUGCAGGUCCAGAGGCUUUGCCCGUUAAAUCAGAUGUGGCGAGCUCGGAGCUGGAGGCUUCCCAGGAUAUGGACAUUGGAAAUCCAUUGGAAUGCAGAGUUUGUUAUAAGACUUUUGAUACAGUGGCACUGCUGAAAUCCCAUAUGCGCACUCAUGGAAUGGCGUUCAUACGGUCAAAACGUUGCGUAGUUAACGCAGCAAAUUAGUGACCAUCAAAGAUGAUUUGGGAGAAAGAUAGCUCCUUACACAUUUUCAGUUUGCUGCCUCGUCUUGCAGUUGUGCGAACUAUUAAUACUUUCUGAUUUGACUCCUUAUUUGAAUAUUAGCCUCAUUAUCCAGGUUUAAUGAUAAUUGGCGCAUGAAGUCCUUGGCUUGAAGUUACGAUACUUGAUUAGCUGGUAGUACUCAUUAAAUGAACUUUCUUUGUUUUCCUUUUGAUUAAAUCUG